GUUCAGGAUAACCUCACCCGCCAACUCCUCGUCAACCGUCUCCCAGUUGCGACAAAUCCGACAAGAUGGCGAAGUCCAAGAACGCGUCUCAGCACCACAACAGCCAGAAGGCUCACCGUAACGGGUGCGUACCCUCGAAUCCCCAUCGAACCAAGUCCUGAAAGAACCACACGAAUGUACGAAUGGAAUGGAGCGGGGAGGGUCGCUAUGUUGGAUCACGGCGCGAUUGUGGAAGGAACCUCUCAACCAUCGUUGUUCCAUCCAACACGACAACAGCGCCUUGACCGUCGCCAUUACCAUGAGAUACAACACCGGAAACACAUGAAUGCAAAAAAAAUCGCUGACCUUGUCGAUCUUCCGCUCCACAGUAUCAAGAAGCCCAAGACCAACCGUUACCCCUCCCUCAAGGGUGUUGACCCCAAGUUCCGCCGCAACCACAGACACGCUCUUCACGGUACCGCCAAGGCUCUGAAGGAGCGCAAGGAGGGCAAGCGCGAGGUCGCAUAAAUCAACUAAUAUAGAAACGUUUUAAAAAGAAAUGAAAGCGAUUUGAGUUGGUUGAUCUUUCUUUUGCCAAAACGCCCCCGCGCACCAUGAGUGGGAUCGUCUUGUCUUGUCGGAUUUAGCCCAGACUGGUCCUCACCCCACCCGGCUACAUGUUUUCGCAAACGGUUGUCACAUAGGAAAGGAAAUUGACUGGUUUCUGCGGGUAUACUUGGAAGAGCGAGUCGUGCUCUUCUGCUAUUUUUCUUUUCCGUCCUUGCCCGCAUCGUGGUGAGUGACGGGUUUUCCCCCACAAAUUCGGUUCGGGUCUUUUUGCAGACCGGAGUCGGAGAUCAGGCAUAUGUGUGUACAGCUUCGUGCUUAUUUUUCCAUGCGCGCUUGCUGAAGGAUUAUUUUAACGUGCCGAGAGAAGAUCCCAUGCCCUCCUGAC
Molecule: messenger RNA, 934 nt
Organism: Aspergillus aculeatinus CBS 121060
Lineage: Eukaryota; Fungi; Ascomycota; Eurotiomycetes; Eurotiales; Aspergillaceae
Product: 60S ribosomal protein eL29
Exons: 3
Coding region: 322-507 (61 amino acids)
Biological process (GO): cytoplasmic translation
Cellular component (GO): ribosome; cytosolic large ribosomal subunit
Molecular function (GO): structural constituent of ribosome
Source: RefSeq, a predicted model, not a curated record